Messenger RNA from Esox lucius (northern pike), 955 nucleotides. RefSeq names its product sulfiredoxin 1 homolog (S. cerevisiae) (gene srxn1). Gene Ontology annotation, molecular function: sulfiredoxin activity. NCBI's taxonomy places the organism in Eukaryota, Metazoa, Chordata, Actinopteri, Esociformes, Esocidae. Gene Ontology annotation, biological process: cellular response to oxidative stress. Gene Ontology annotation, cellular component: cytoplasm. Bases 40 to 468 code for a protein of 142 amino acids. The record is from RefSeq and is a predicted model, not a curated record. The transcript is spliced from 2 exons.
GACCCGGAAUGUGAUGACGCUGAUACGACUCUAAACCAAAUGUUGCGUUUUUUGAAGGGUGGGUGCGGUAGAAAGCACUUAGCUAUACAGUUGACAAUAUCUUCUAACAUAAUGGAUGGAAAGUCACACAGCGAUCCUAAGUCUAUUCAUUCCGACAGCGUGGAAGAUGUUCAUAACGUGCCAAUGGAAGUUAUCAUACGACCAAUCCCUCCUGUGCUAGAUGAGUGCAAAGUGCAGAGUCUUAUGGGUACUAUAAAGGAAUCUACAGACAUUAGCACUGUUCCUCCAAUUGAUAUACUCUGGAUCAAGGGCAAGGAAGGAGGGAAUUACUACUACUCUUUUGGAGGCUGCCACAGAUUUGAGGCAUACAAACGGUUGAAAAUGAACACAAUUCCAGCAAAGAUCUUCAAAUCAAAUGUUGCAGAUCUGCGCACUUACUUGGGGGCCUCAACUCCAGACCUACUUUAAAUUUAAAUUGAGGGCCAGGACCCUCCACUUAAACCAAUGUUUUUAAUCAGCCGUAUAUUAUGUAUAUUAUUACAGUGCAAGUACUGACCAGCGGGUGGAGAUGUGACUGUGUUUUGUAUCAUGUGUAUCAUAUAUAAUGCAUUUCCCUGUGAUAUAUCACCAGUGAUGCUAAAAGCAGUGGUGUCAUUAGACCAAGGGUAUACUCGGGUAUUUUGAUCCAAUUCCCCCAAAAUAUAUAUAUUUUUUGGUGCUAAUGAGUUUGCAUAAUCGUGUGCAUAACUAUUGAAAGAAUUGAACACAUUCAGGUCUGUGAAUGUUGUCAGAAAUGUUAAUGACUGUAAUACCAAAUUGUAUGCCAGUUGUUUAGCUGUAUUACCAAGGUAAACAACGGUUUUUCCAGUUGUAUGUUAGUUUGUAAAUUGUCUGUUUUGGAGAAAUGUGUAAGUAAAAUACAAUUAAAUACAGUGUAAAAGUCCAAAACACAAGA